Molecule: messenger RNA, 2396 nt
Organism: Ornithodoros turicata
Lineage: Eukaryota; Metazoa; Arthropoda; Arachnida; Ixodida; Argasidae
Gene: IP3K1
Product: inositol-trisphosphate 3-kinase homolog
Exons: 8
Coding region: 455-1708 (417 amino acids)
Biological process (GO): inositol phosphate biosynthetic process
Cellular component (GO): cytoplasm; nucleus
Molecular function (GO): inositol-1,4,5-trisphosphate 3-kinase activity; inositol tetrakisphosphate kinase activity
Source: RefSeq, a predicted model, not a curated record
ACACAAAACACACGUUAGGCUACGUGUCACAUUUAUCCCCAAUUGGCUAAUCCUCCAUUGUUCCGUCUGACUAUUUGCAAUAUCGUCCACGCCGCCGUCAUCGGCAAUCCGCUCUGGUGAUACGUCGGCGGCCGUUGACGUCACGUACUUUCGUAACGGCGCUUUCUCCGAUUUCAGUCACCCUGUUGAUGGCUCCAGUUCCGUUUGGACAUAUCUUUACUGCUGACGUUGCAGUAUCCUGUUGCCCAGCGUAGGUAGUGAAAUCAGUACUGAAUGGGCUGCAUUUCACUACAUGCUCGCCGGGUAGGAUCAUCCAUUGACGCGCAGAUGAGGUGUACCGCUAGUCGAAAGCGGUUCUGUGUCGGUGUGACCAGGCAAAAUUGGUUACGCGAUAUGUCCCAGCGCCGGUGGUGCGGAUGAUGCAUGAACGCAGAGAUGCGGCUUCUCUUCAGCGAUGCACGCUGUUCCGGACAAGGGACUCGGCCGUAAAAAACAUUGUGAAUGUUCAAUUAAUCUUCGUAAGCGUCGGUUUCGUUUGAGGUGGACCUGCAUGGACGCGAUCUUUUCAGAGGCUGCCUCUGCUGGUGACCUCAAGGCCAAGGAGCUAACUAACAUACUUCAGGAAAAGAGGAAAAACAUCAGUAAUGGUGCUGCCAAAAAUUCUAAAAAGAUACCAAAGCGAUGGAAGCAAAUAGGAAGAAGUGUGUUUGGCUCGAAGAAGUCUUCCGACGUCAGCUCCAACGGCCUGUGUGUAAGCACACCGUCGCUGGACGAGCUGAACCUUGAAAACGUGGAGCCACAAGACCUGACUCUGUUGCAGCUGCUAGCGCUGAAUGCGUUAGACCUUACUGCUCCUGCCAGUGAUAUCUUACUAAAGAACAGGUCAAAUAGCUGGGUCCAGCUUUCUGGUCAUGAAGGUGCCUUUGCUCCAGCUGGUCCUGGAACGAUAUGGAAGAAGUGUACCGGGGACAUCCGGGAAGUGCAGGCUUACGAAUCUCUAAUGAAAGACAACCUAUCUGACAUGGUUCCACAGUUCUACAGGGACAUAGAGUACCAUGGCGAACACUUUAUUGAAAUGCAAGACCUGCUGCAGAACUUUCACAACCCAUGUAUCAUGGACAUCAAAAUGGGUACCAGAACGUUCUUGGAAUCCGAGGUGCAGAACAACAAGUCCCGAACGGACCUGUACGAGAAGAUGGUCAAGGUUGAUCCCCUUGCGCCGACCCCUGAGGAACAGAAUGCCAAAGCUAUCACCAAAUUACGCUACAUGCAGUUCAGAGAAAACCUCAGCUCGUCUUCUACGCUUGGGUUCCGGAUAGAAGGCUUCAAGGCAGCUGGUGGAGAACCUAUGAACGACCUGAAGCAUGUCAAAACAAGGGAUCAAGUGACAGCAGUCAUGAAGAAAUUCCUCGGAAACAACCCCCAUGUCCGCAAGCAGCUCCUGGAAAGGUUCAAGACGCUCAGGCAGAAAAUAGAGUCCUCGAAGUUCCUAAUGAAGCAUGAGGUAAUUGGUAGCAGUCUACUUAUCAUUCAUGAUGGCUGGAAAGCUGGUGUGUGGAUGAUAGAUUUUGCCAAGACAGUCCCCAUACCGGAAGGGAAGUCAGUCAGCCACAGAUCUUCAUGGGUCCUUGGAAACCACGAAGAUGGCUAUUUAACGGGACUGGAUAACUUAAUAUCUGUGGUUGAAAGCUGCUCGAGCUCCAGUUAAUCGGAAGUGUGGUACUUCGGCUGGUUUUGAUCGUCUUCGUGCCUCUGCAUAUUGACUGCAGGAGGCAGUGCGCUCUCCCUCGUGGCUGCUAAGUCUUCUCAGGUGUACCUUGCAAGCAGUUUGGCGAUUCAGUGAUUCAACUAGACCUGGAAGCAUACAGGAAGCAUCAAAGAGCUCCGUCCUUGCAGCCAAAAAAUACGAGAGGGAUUUGAAUGUGUGGAUUAACUUGUAGCACCCUGCACAAAAUGCUGACAUCCGGUGCAGAAAAUGGGGCUACGUACACUACAUGUGCAUGUUCUGCGUCCCAUGCUGCGUAACAACUCCUGCCUAAAUCGUACCAUGUUUAGGUUGACGGAGCUUGUCAAUGACAUUUGCAAGGCAUGUGGUCCCGGAAGCAUUUGAUACAGGCUCGGUGUUUGUAGCCAGUACGACAGGCAAAUGUUUGCAGUGGAACAGCAUCAACGCUUGAGCAGCUGUGCGUAGCACAGUCAUUCUAUGCAGACUUGUCACGCUAUGUCAGAUGAAAUAGGAAAGAUUGUGGAAGAGUGGUGUGGUAGCUCUGCACAGUGGUGCAGCAGCUGUAAUUUUGUUUUGUAAGUAUUUGUGUACAUAUGUAUCAUUAUUUAUUACGUGAUAACUUGGUACUCGAUUCAUUGAAGAAAAUAAAUUCAUUGAAUGUGCAGAAAAA